Molecule: messenger RNA, 1874 nt
Organism: Rana temporaria (common frog)
Lineage: Eukaryota; Metazoa; Chordata; Amphibia; Anura; Ranidae
Gene: STIM1
Product: stromal interaction molecule 1
Biological process (GO): intracellular calcium ion homeostasis; activation of store-operated calcium channel activity; store-operated calcium entry
Cellular component (GO): endoplasmic reticulum; plasma membrane
Molecular function (GO): protein binding; calcium ion binding; calcium channel regulator activity
Source: RefSeq, a predicted model, not a curated record
GUGCGGAUGGCUCUGCGCAAUGCGGAGAAGGAGUUGGAGUCGCACAGCAAUUGGUCGGCCCCGGAGUCCCUCCAGAAGUGGCUGCAGCUGACGCACGAGGUGGAGAUCCAAUACUACAACAUCAAGAAGCAGAGUGCCGAGAAGCAGCUGUUGCUGGCCAAAGAAGGGGCAGAGAAGAUAAAGAAGAAGAGGAACACUUUGUUCGGGACGUUUCACGUGGCUCACAGCUCCUCCCUGGAUGACGUGGACCACAAAAUCCUUUCAGCAAAGCAAGCGCUCAGUGAGGUGACCGCGGCGCUCCGCGAACGUCUUCAUCGCUGGCAGCAGAUCGAGACUCUCUGCGGCUUCCAGAUCGUCAACAACCCCGGAAUCCACCACCUGAUGGCAUCACUGAACCUCGACCCCAGUCUGAUGGGCGGAGCCCGGCCCAGCCCCGCCCACUUUAUUAUGACCGAUGACCUGGACGACCUUGACGAGGAGAUUGUGUCCCCCAUCAGCAUGCAGUCGCCCAGCAUGGCCAGCCUGCGGCAGCGGCACGUGGACUCGGGGCAUUCCACGCUGGGAUCUCAGAGGUUGGUAGAAGGUUACGUAGUGGGCGAAGCCGCCGCUCCACCGGCCGUCCAUUACCGGCCCAGCAAGGUCUCCCUCCACCGAAUGCGCAGCCUCUCUCACGGACAGUCCUUCGAUCUCCACCCCUCCUCCGCUUCCAACGCUUCUCCCGUUUCCUGUCCCCCUUUCUCCCCUCCCCCAACAGCCGGCUCACAUCCUGUGUACUAUCACCACUCCACCACCUACUACAUGCAGAUGGACUCUCUUCCCGACCUCCCCCCUCCAGAUGUCGGGAUUCUCCCUCCUUCCCCCAGUGUCGGGGACUUGAGUCACUCGGACUCGGAUUCUUCUUUGCCAUACAUGAGCGAGCUGCGGCACAGCAAAUCCUCCAGCGGGAAGCUGACCCAGAAGGCCCUGGAGGAGCUGCCAACCAGCAGCCAUACAUCCAAUGGCGGCAAUCGCUGCCAGGAGCUCGCCAGCCUGGGCACCACCCAGCAGAGACUGUCGGAGAGCCCCCAGCUGGAGAAGAAGCUGAUGGAGAAAUCGUCCAGCUUGGGUGAGAUCAGUCUCAUCGGAACCGUCCAGUCCCACUCCGACUCGUCAAGGUCCCACAGCCCCAGCUCCACCGAGGCCGAAACGCCCUCCCCCGGCACCGAAGCCAAACACAACAAGAGCACGCGCAUCCCUCAGCUGGCGGGUAAGAAGAACCUAACGGAAGACGACAGCGGCUCCACCGGAGAAGAGAACGACCCGAGCUCCGGCAAGAAGAAGCUGUCCCUCAACAUCUUCAAGAAGCCAAAGAAAUAAAAGGGGGCGCUUUGUCCUUGAAGAGCAAAGGAACACAACAGGGUGGAGGGAGGUUUACACUUGGCAGUGUCGCCCUCUCGGCUCGAAGAUGGGAGAGGAAGCUAUGGGAUGGAAGCCGGGACCUUAUUGUCCUCCCCCCUUGCCCUACUAGAACCUCGCACAAUCAGUAAACAGACGGGGGUUCAGGCUGUUUAUCCUCGGCUUUGUUUCGGGGGUCCUUCCUGACCAUAAUUCCCCUUCCCCCGCUUCGCCCUCAGUAAAUCCUUGCUUCGCUAUGCAUGGCUUUCGGGAAGUCUUUUCUUCCUUCGCCAAAAAAAUAUAAAAAUAAAAAAAAUAAAGAGAAAACCCAAUAAGAGGGCAUUGAUAGAUUUGUACUCGGGGCGCGGGUCAUGGAGUUUUAUUUUGUGGGGGAGGGGCCUUCUUUUUUUAUCUGUUUUUCUUCUGUAUUCUUUGCUUUGGAUGGGCAUGCCUAUAAAACAAGAAAAGAAUAAAAACAAUAAAAUACUAUUUAUUAAAAA